Malania oleifera is the source of this 1007-nucleotide messenger RNA. RefSeq names its product small ribosomal subunit protein bS6c. Gene Ontology annotation, cellular component: ribosome. The transcript has 2 exons. Gene Ontology annotation, biological process: translation. Bases 141 to 794 code for a protein of 217 amino acids. Gene Ontology annotation, molecular function: small ribosomal subunit rRNA binding; structural constituent of ribosome. The record is from RefSeq and is a predicted model, not a curated record. Lineage: Eukaryota; Viridiplantae; Streptophyta; Magnoliopsida; Santalales; Ximeniaceae.
UUUUUCUACUUCUCUAGUUUUUUAACGCAGUUCGUUCUAACCUACGCCGCGGGGCGCAAAACGCCACUCCUUAUCUUCAUCCGGCCACGACCCUUCAUGUGUGAAGCCGCGAGCUCUCUGCUCGACACAGGAGCUCAGCAAUGGCGUCUCCCUCCAUCUCAUCAGCACUCACCUCUUCUUCUUCUCCUCCUCCUCCUUCUUCUUCGUUGUUUUCCCCCAAAUUCAUUGCCCACUUCUCAUCUCCGCCGUUCAUUUCCUUCUACCCCAGAAAAGCCAGUACUCUGAACCAACGGAGCAGAAGCCCUGGCUUGUUCGCUAGAGCACAAACAAUGGAUCUUUCAAGUCCGUUCUUCGAGGGCGGCGGGUUCGGGGGCGACCGCGAAAGCGACGGCGACGGCGGCCUGCCGUCUCCCCCCGGGUCAGUGCUGUCGGCGAUAGAGGAGAAGGAGGAGCCCCAGUGCCCUCCGGGGCUCCGCCAGUACGAGACAAUGGUGGUUCUCAGGCCGGACAUGUCGGAAGACGAGCGUCUCGCUGUCACCCAGAAAUACGAAGAGUUGCUUGUUGCUGGGGGUGGCAUGUAUGUGGAGGUGUUCAACAGAGGGGUGAUCCCGCUGGCCUAUAGUAUCAAGAAGAGAAACAAAGCAGGAGAAAGCAACACUUAUUUGGAUGGUAUCUACCUCCUCUUCACCUAUUUCACCAAACCCGAGUCCCUGGCAGUUCUUGAGGCAACACUGCAAGCCGAUGACGAAGUUAUUCGUUCAUCCAGUUUCAAAAUAAGGAAGAGGAAGUAUUAGCUGGGUUGAAUUAAGUUUUUUGGGUAAAAAAUUUAAAAGUUAUAUAUUUGAACUCUUGUUAGCUUGUAUGCAUGUAAGAAUAUAUUUUCACAAAACAUUGGGAAUGAAUUCUUGUGCAACAUAAUCAGUUUAGCGGCAUAGGAUGUUACACAAUUGCUGGAAAUAGAGAGGGUAUCUCUUUUUGGGGAUACUGUAAAUGGGUGAACAGAAAAA